AAAAAAUGGGGAAAAGUGUACAUGAGUAUUUUAUAAGUUCAAAUCGUUGAAAGACCAUUUGAGGCUUACACAUCUGCACAGAAGAACGAGAAGACUUCUGUUGUUUUACAUUCAACUGUGACGUCAUGGCGUGGUUUUUCCAUGCUCUGCAUAUACUGCUGGUCCAUUGCCUCGUCCGGGCUUACUCGACGUUUUAUUACCAACCCGUAGACGGAGGUUCUCGACCUUUCCAACGGCGCGUUCAAGAAUACUUCAAUCAAAAAUGAUACGUUUACGUUAGCAAAUACAAACGUUGACAACGUCACAAAGCUUGAUUUGUCCGGAAACCGUAUCACUGAUGUUGACGUUGAAAGCUUCAAUGCUUUGUUCAAUUUGAAAGUGUUAAUUCUUGCAAACAACAGCAUCGAACACCUUAACAACGAGACAUUUACGUCGUUACGUAAAUUGGAAGAAUUGGACGUUCUCACAACGGACUUACGGAACUGCGAGCCGGUCUCGUAAGCGUUCUUACGUUACGUGAAAUACGUUUUAACAAUAAUAAUAUCAGCUACGUCGAACCAGGAAUAGUGGGACAGAUAAACAUACAUCUAAGCGUGUUUCAACUUGAGCUAUAAUAAUUUGCCGAAUCUCGAUCCGUGGAUGUAUUUGACGUACGACUCCGGGGAACGGUAUGUUGACAGAUUAUUUGACGUCCAGCAUAACGCAAUUCGCGAAACUAACAAACAAAAUGGGAUGGAAAUAUGAUUUGGAGUAUGCUUUUCAAGUAAAUGUUUUAGCUCAGUACAAUGCAAUUCCCGAAAUCAGCUUAGACAUUAUUCAGCAAUACGACCAGACGGUUAAUCCCUCCGAUCAAUCCCUGUUUGCACUGUUCCUGACCUUUUAUAUGAACAUCACGAACAACCCGUUCUUCUGCGAUUGUAAAGUGUACGAUAUUGCGGCGGAAGUGAGAGGGGCAUUUUCCAGUACACGCGUGUUGAGGAGUGGCGCUACCGCUGCGGUGGCCCCGCCCACCUGGAGGGCUGGGAUUUUAUACAUGAUCUGCCGCUACAUAAUCUCGUCUGCAACCACACAGAGAGUGAUGGCUGUCCGAGUGGCUGCCACUGUCAGGACCGUCCCCAUAACGACACCUAUUACAUUGACUGUACGGGGGCGGGGCUUUCGGAGUUGCCAUCCACUCUACCGGAAAACAACCGAUCCAAGAUUGAAAUGUUCAUGGACGAUAAUUUCAUCACGGAAAUAUCAAACGUGCCUUACCUGUCGCGCAUAUUCAACCUGACUCUAAGAAAUAAUGAGCUCAAAUCAUUAAACGCGGAAAUUCUGAAAGACAUGACGGCAAAGAAACUUGACCUCCGAAAUAAUCAGAUAACAACACUACCGAAGGAAAUCAAGAAGUUCGAAUCAGUGCAGUUGACCGGAAAUCCGCUGGAGUGCGAUUGUAAUUCCAUGUGGAUGAAGCAGUGGAUGGAUAUAGACACGAGGAACGCGGACCCCGACCUCACGUGCACGGCGAAUAAUGGCGAUAUUUUACACAUCAUUGAGAUGACCCUACGUGACCUCGGCUGUACAAACGAGGCUCUCAUAAUCGCCCUAGUAUGUUUGGGCGUGUUUCUGGGUCUGAUCAUUGUCGGCGCCAUCUUUGCCAAACGCUGCCCGUACGAAACUAAAGUUAUUAUAUUCCGGUUCUUCAAAUUUCACCCCGGCAAGAAAUACGACGUCGACAAUGACAAAGAAAAAGAGAUUGACGCUUACCUUGUGUUUGACCACGAAGAUGGUGACGUCAUUGGUUACGUCAGAUACUUUUUGCAUCGACUAGGGAAACAGAAACCCCUAUUCUCGAUUCUUAACCCAGCACAGUUCAUGGAGGCGGGUCCGGAGUCGAGAAAUAUCUCCAAAUAUAUCGGAAAAUCACGAAGGGUGAUCAUCUUUCUGUCGAAAGGUAUAUUCAACGACGAAUGGCGAAUGAAUGAAAUCGAAGAAGCGGAACACCGUCAAAUUGAAGCUGUAACGAUAAAAAAUAACGAAAUUUCGAAAAAGGCAAAGCAAACCAAACGCUUAAACAAAAAUGCAAAUACAGGCAAAGAUAAAGAUGAUAGGGAAGAGGAUAAAAUGAACGAUUUAACGGAAAUUUGUAUUGAUGACCUAGCUGCUGGUAAUAACGACAACGCUGACGAGCUUGAGUUUCAAGAACGGGAGGAAGCUAGUUUAAAGAAAGCGCCUAAACUUAUAUACAUCAUUUACAACACCGAUGAAACGUUAACAAAACAGCUUGAAGAGGAGCCAUGGAAGAGCCGGCUUGAUGGUAAAACGGUGCUGCGGCCUGACCCUGACGACCGCCUCUUCUGGUCCAAGGUCCGAUAUGAGAUGCCACAGAAAGGCAACGGGAACGGCAAACCAUUCAUGCCGUUUGACAUUCCAAAACCGGAAAGACCGUUACCUAUAAAACGAAGCCCAGUGCCUUCUCCUAAAAAUCCAAAAAGCAGGAACAAAAACGACCACAACAGAAAACUAACGGGACCCAUCAAAUCCCAAAUCCACGCAACAAUUUCACAGACAUAGCUGUUAACAGCAAUCAGCCCGGGGGCUCAAAUACUGGUGCACACAGCACCCAGGGUGCUCGCCCGAAAGUAUUCAAACAAAAUAGAAGUCCAAACUUGUCUGACAUACCUCAUACAAUAAAUGUUCACAAACUAAUCAGGCCCGAUUCUGCUGACAGCGCGGCGUCUGAUGUCCAGACCAGACUAACUUUCAUUGGUGGAACAGUAAAUAAUAGUUUAGAAGGAGAUCUCAUGAAUAAAAUAAAGCAGUUUAGUAAUCAUAUGCACAACAAUGGUCCUGGAAAUAUACCAUCAAGAAGAAGUUAUUUAUCAGAUGUUUAAAAGAACGCCUUGUGUGUUGCUUAUUUUCUCACUCUGACCCACCAAAAGAUUUUUUGCUGAUUUUGAAACAAAAAAUCCAAUUUACAGAACAAUUACUUCCGGUGAUCUAAAUAGGUGGAGACAGGAGCGUCAACACUAGUAAAAGCAAAAGUUGGUUUAUAAUAAUGUAAUAGCUGUUAUAUAAUGUAAUAUAUAAUAUAUCACGUUGUUUAUGUUUUCGUGCACAUAUCGCUUAUUGUGUUCAUUGUUUGCAUACUACUGACUUGUUUUUUUUUGCCAAACAUUAUUGAUUUAUAAAAAGCCAAAGCAGA
This is a messenger RNA of Mya arenaria, 3187 nucleotides long. Its product is annotated as protein toll-like. Gene Ontology annotation, biological process: immune response; toll-like receptor signaling pathway. Gene Ontology annotation, molecular function: transmembrane signaling receptor activity. The transcript is spliced from 2 exons. Lineage: Eukaryota; Metazoa; Mollusca; Bivalvia; Myida; Myidae. The record is from RefSeq and is a predicted model, not a curated record. Gene Ontology annotation, cellular component: membrane. Bases 1207 to 2556 code for a protein of 449 amino acids.